UGCUUUGGUUGAUCUCAUGUCCAUUGGGACAUUGCUUGCAUACUCUCUGGUGGCCGUGUGUGUUCUCAUCCUCAGAUAUCAGCCAGGCACCCUGAGCCCUUCCAGUCAGACUGAGAAACUGGUGGAACUGGUCGGUGGGGAGAAGGUGGCUGUAUGUGGAGAUAGCGGAGAUGAAUAUGGCAUAGACCUGGAUGACAAUCCCCGCAAAGAGAAAUUCUCCCCGAAACUCCUCCUGGUUCCUUCCAAGGACUCGCCGACUGAAAUGUCAGGAACUAUUGUCUACGUCACAACCGCUGUUAUCUGUGAGUGAAGAUGUGCUUCAUUGUCACUGCUUGAUGAAUGAUAGCCA
Messenger RNA from Sinocyclocheilus anshuiensis, 349 nucleotides. Its product is annotated as high affinity cationic amino acid transporter 1-like. NCBI's taxonomy places the organism in Eukaryota, Metazoa, Chordata, Actinopteri, Cypriniformes, Cyprinidae. The record is from RefSeq and is a predicted model, not a curated record. Bases 17 to 310 code for a protein of 97 amino acids. The transcript is spliced from 2 exons.